UAUGACCGUAUGUGGCUCCAUUUACAAAGUUCAGUGAUACAUGUGUUUGGUUUUUUGCUAAAGAAGGUCAGUCGUUGGAGAAAAUAACUCUGCAGCUAGCACAAGUUAGGACUGUUUCCCAAAGCCGUCGGACUGGACCCAGAUGACCUCACAGCUGUGUAAUGUAUGUAGGCCAGUUGUGUUAAGUUCUGGGUUCAGCAGUUCCCUGUGAUUGGAUGCUCCGGCACAAAUCUUGAUCCCUGCUUGUGUCAAACGGCUUCUACUUGCAUAUGACGGCCACAGGCUAAGCCAUUAAUGCUAGAUGAUGCAGCAGUGUAUAAUCAGCACUCACUGGCAGAGCUGACAGAGCAAACAUGCGUGUGCUUAUGGACAGCAGCUGGAUACAGUUUGGCCCGGCAGGACGGGGCUCAUACGACUGGGUCGCAGGUGCAUCUGCGUCGCCAUCAACUGAGAACCGUCUUAAGGGUUACUGGAACGAGCUGGCUUCAAACAAGGUCGGAGAGAGAGCGGAGGAAACGCUCUAUGUUGCCAUAAUAACGGGCUCGUUGCUCUUCCUCAUUGGAAUCGCCUUGUUCGUUUACAGAAGAUGUUUCAGGGUCAAAGAGAACACGGCCAAAGUAAUAACACUGGAUUUUGACGACGCUAAUGGCACCGCUGAAUUUCUGUCCACUUUGGAGGAAGGAGACAGAGCCGAAGAAGAGAGCGACGGGGUUUUUCUGAUGGUUUAUCUACCGGCCCCAUACGAGAAGACCCUCACGAAGAUAGCGCGCGCCGCCAGCACUUCCAGCUCCCACAAUGAAGUGGAGAUUGUGGAAUUAGACACAGAGAACUCCACUGAUCAAGAGUGACCAUUCAAAGUCCAUAUUUUCCCUCCAGUGUAACGCACGCAUCGAUCCAUAUAAUGCAUGAACACUAACAAAAAGCACAUGGUACUCUGGGAUGGUACUAGCCCAUUGUUUUCAUUUGAAGGUGGCCUGCUUUGGAAUCCCAUGUAAAUAGCAUUGUGCAUGAAUAUGGUAAUAAUUCACUAACACUAUAUCAAUGUACCAUAGUGCUAAUACCACCACUUUACCAUGGUAGCCUACCACCACAGCAGUUUUUGUAAGGAAGUAGUUGCUUUUGAAUCCUUAUGAUCUAUGAAACUACAAAAUAUGUAUUAAUCGAAAUAGCAAGUCUACAAAAGGAUGUGCAUUUUUAUUAAUUUCACCAUAAAUGCAGUGAUUUUGAAUUCUAGUAGUAUUGUAUAUAAUAAAGUGUGUAUAUACAGUGCAUAAAAUAUAUUAUUUGCAAAUGUUAAAUGGUUUUAAUAGUUUUGAGAUCUUUUUUUUUGUAAAAUAAUUUUACCACAUCAUUAUUUCAUUGGUGACAUAACUUUUUUUGUUAAUGUGUAAGCACAUCUCUAGUUAAUGUCAGCUCUUUUACCACAUUAUGUGAUUUUGUUUUAAAAUUAAAUUCACCCGCAAGUAAAGUGAAAUAAAAUUAAAUUGU
Megalobrama amblycephala (Wuchang bream) is the source of this 1488-nucleotide messenger RNA. RefSeq names its product small integral membrane protein 28-like. The coding region runs from base 354 to 848 and encodes 164 amino acids. The record is from RefSeq and is a predicted model, not a curated record. Lineage: Eukaryota; Metazoa; Chordata; Actinopteri; Cypriniformes; Xenocyprididae. The transcript has 2 exons.